UCGGAGAGGAGGACAGAGGGAUCUCACGGGCCACAUUUCGCCAGUAGCAUUAUGUAAAUAAGGUGCAGGAGCAUGUGCCAGUUAAACCGCAGUGCCGUGCGGAGUGAGGGAUGAAGCACAGACGCUGCACGGCAGGAGCCGGGGCCGUCGGUAGAUGGCGGUAACCCAAGAAACCUGAUCCACCGGGCUCCCGUGCACUCCGUCUCAGUUUGCAGCACUCGCAUUUGAAGACAAGAGAAGCCGAACAGUUUGAAGGACACCGAGAAGAACCAGCAGAGCCCACGGCGGGUCCUCUCUCGCGAGCAGGCGGCGGAGCGCUCUGUCCACAGAGAACAACGGGCAAACUCGGAGCACCAUGGAAGACAAAUCCAAUUCGUUCUCGGGCAACAAGGAGGAGAAGGCGGAUGGGAAUAAUGUUUUUCAGAGGCAAGACUCGAUACAGAAAAAUAACACGGGGAGCCAGAACACGAAGGACCAUGGCAACUCCGUGGGCUUCAAGGGGGAGCGGGAAGAGGCCAUGGUCGGCUUUGACGACCUGGACGGGGCGUCCAGGCAGCAUGGUUUUAUGCAGAGGCAAUUCGGGGCGAUGAUGCAGCCCGGAGUCAAUAAGUUCUCCUUGCGAAUGUUCGGCAGUCAGAAAGCCGUGGAGAAAGAGCAAGAGAGGGUCCAGACGGCCGGAUACUGGAUCAUUCACCCAUAUAGCGAUUUUAGGUUCUACUGGGACUUGAUAAUGCUCAUCAUGAUGAUGGGGAAUCUAAUCAUCAUUCCUGUGGGAAUAACCUUCUUCUCAGAGCAGACCACCACCACCUGGCUGGUUUUCAACGUGGCUUCGGACACCAUCUUCUUGGUGGACCUGGUCAUGAACUUCAGGACGGGGAUCGUCAACGAGGAGAGCUCCGAGAUCAUCCUCGACCCCAAGGUCAUCAAGAUGAAUUACCUGAAGAGCUGGUUCGUGGUGGACUUCCUCUCCUCCAUUCCGGUGGAUUAUAUCUUUUUAAUUGUGGAGAAAGGCUUCGACUCGGAGGUGUACAAAACUGCACGCGCUCUGCGAAUCGUCCGCUUCACCAAGAUCCUCAGUCUGCUGCGUCUGUUGAGAUUGUCCCGGCUCAUCAGAUAUAUACAUCAGUGGGAGGAGAUUUUCCAUAUGACCUAUGAUCUGGCUAGUGCGGUGGUAAGAAUAUUUAAUUUGAUAGGGAUGAUGCUGCUUCUGUGUCACUGGGAUGGCUGUCUCCAGUAUCUGGUGCCUCUCCUCCAAGACUUUCCCCCUGACUGCUGGGUGUCCCUAAAUGGUAUGGUUAAUGUGUCCUGGGGUAAGCAGUACUCCUAUGCCCUCUUCAAAGCCAUGAGCCACAUGCUGUGCAUCGGGUAUGGCGCCCGGGCGCCCGUCAGCAUGUCUGACCUGUGGAUCACCAUGCUGAGCAUGAUCGUGGGCGCCACGUGCUACGCUAUGUUUGUGGGCCAUGCCACAGCUCUAAUCCAGUCACUGGAUUCCUCACGCAGGCAGUACCAAGAGAAGUAUAAGCAAGUGGAGCAAUACAUGUCUUUCCACAAGCUUCCAGCAGACAUGAGGCAGAAAAUCCAUGACUACUAUGAGCACCGCUACCAAGGCAAGAUUUUUGAUGAGGACAACAUCCUGAGUGAACUCAACGACCCACUCAAAGAGGAAAUUGUCAACUUCAAUUGUCGUAAGCUCGUGGCCACCAUGCCUCUGUUCGCCAACGCCGACCCCAACUUUGUGACGGGGAUGCUGAGCAAGCUGAAGUUUGAAGUUUUCCAACCCAAUGACUAUAUCAUCAGGGAAGGCACGGUUGGGAAGAAGAUGUACUUUAUUCAGCAUGGCGUUGUGAGUGUCAUCACCAAGUUCAACAAGGAAAUGAAACUAACCGAUGGAUCCUACUUUGGAGAGAUCUGCCUGCUCACCAAGGGCAGACGGACAGCGAGUGUACGUGCAGACACCUACUGUCGACUCUUUUCCCUCUCUGUUGACCAUUUCAAUGAGGUGCUAGAAGAGUACCCCAUGAUGCGACGUGCGUUUGAAACCGUAGCCAUCGACCGCCUGGACCGCAUUGGGAAGAAGAACUCGUUGCUGCUGCAGAAAUUCCAGAAGGAUCUGAACGCCGGCGUGUUCAACACACAGGAGAACGAGAUAUUGAAGCAGAUUAUCCGUCAGGACAGAGAGAUGGUGAUGAUGGUGGACCGCAAGCAGUCAGUUACCGGGAUGAACUCGACUCCAAUGUCAGGAAACUCCAUUAUUAACUCACCAGCCCAGCCGCCAUAUUCCACUGCCUUUGGCGCCGCUCAGCUACAGCAGUCCUCUGUACCCAUGACCUAUAGUGCUUCAGCUAUCGCCAAUGCCUCUGUUGCUCGCAUGCUGCCAGUCGCUGCCGCCGCCGCCGCUGCGGCGCAGGGGGGAUUCCCCACGUCCAGUCUUUCCCAGGUUAACCUGAAUUCCUCAUCACAGACAGCACUGCAGCAGGGAGCGAUCAUGUCGCCCUGCUCUUUCACGGCGGCCAUGUGCAGCCCACCCGUUCAGACCCCGUUGGCUAGCCGAAGCUUCCAGUAUGGCUCACCAACAGCGUCCCAGCUGUCGCUUAUCCAGCAGCCCAUUGGCCAACCUUCUCUACCCACACAACAACAACAGCAGCUCGGUCAACAGCCGGCUGCUUCGACUGCCGCUGCAGCCUCGGCAGCACAGCAGCAGGUCCCUUCGCCUCAGCGGGGAGACAUUCACAAGAGCACGCAGGCUCUCCAGUCUGGCAGCUUGAGUCGAGAUGUCCGACACCUGUCGGCCUCCCAACCGUCACUGCCACAUGACACGCCUCUGGGGCCCAGAGCUCAUCCGGCUUCUGGGGAGUCUUUGGCCUCCAUGGUCCCACCGACGGCAGCAGCCAUCCAGGGAAUAAGUCUACAAGGUGGCAUUCGCACUACAGUGCCCCAGCGGGUCAGUCUGUUCCGCCAGAUGUCGUCGGGAGCUUUGCCCCCGGUGCGUUCAGCCGCUUCGGCAGCGGCUGCGGUGGCAGCGGCGUCAUCAUCAUCAUCCUCGACGCAGCACAGGGAAUCCCCUGGAUCUAGAAGAGAUUCUGUCCUCAGCAGUACAGAGACUGAGCAAGACAAAAUGCGUUUCGCAUCAAAUUUAUGAUUCCAUACAUCUUUCCCUUACUUUCUUUUUUUCUUCUUUUUUUUUUAAACUUAAAUGUGUUUCAAUUCAUCUUCAGGAUGGGUAUUGAACAAAAGAGGCAAAAACGAGGAAUUUCUGAAUUUGUUUCUCUCCAGCUUUCCUCUAAAGUAACCUCAUACAAAUCUUAUAUGUAUAUAAGCCCUUGUAUAAUAUUUUAGACAUUUUUGUCUCCCUAAACUUAAGAAUGUAUAUUAAAAGAUACACGUGAAUGGAUGUUUGAGAGUGUGGAUGUAUGCAGGUGCAAGUGGGUAAAAUCUAACUACAAUAUUGGCAAAGGCAAUUUAAAGCUGUAGUAUAAAAAUGAGUCUUCCUUUCUAAGAAAUAUAUGAAAUGAUAUAUCAUGUAUGACUUUUUGAAAUUAUUUUUAUUUGUUUUUGUUUUUUUUUCCUGUCAUUUUGCUUUCUUUUCUAACUGGAAUGCAAUAUGGAUUUUGUUCUUAACCUGAUGAAGAGGAAAAAUGUUUUCUCCUGUUAAGCAGCUUUAGGCAUCACUGUGCAAUUAUUAAUGCAAUUAUCUCUGACAAAGAAAUUCUAAAUGCACAUACUUAUUAAAAAAAAUUAAAUCUCCUAAUAAUUUACUGAGACUUGCUUGAGCGAUCAGAAUAAAUACUGUAACCGUGUAUUACGUUGCUCCCAGAGAUGAGAAUACAGUCUUCUGAGCCGUUGUAUCCCCAAGGCAGGCUCACAUUCAAACCAUGACAGUGUUAUGGGUCCAAAGGGAAUAGGUAAUAGAAAUGCUGCUUUCUUUGGUGAAACAAGAGUGUGGAGAUGGAUAUGGAUGGAUGAUCUUGUUUUUUUUUUUGUUUGUUUUUUCUAUUUUUGAUUUCAGAUGGUUGAGAUCUUACAUAAUGUUGCUUAAAAAAAUUCUGUGUAUAUUUAUAAUAUUUAUAAACUAAAGAUUAUCACCAUUAUGCAAUAGACUGUGACAUAACAAAUACCUAUAUGUGUGCUGUAAAUAGUUUUGUAGAUCUAGGAUUUACAGAUACUGUGUUGUGCAUUCUCUAUCAUAACAAUGUCUUACUUCUAUCAUCUAUAUGCGACAGAGGUUAAGUGACAAAAUACGUAUGUUUCAUAAGAGAUGAGCAAACCUUAAUGCAAAAACUAGCAGGACUUGAGGCAGAGAAAUGUUGGCUUAAAGGACAUUUAUGAUUCCCUCUCUCUUCUCUGGUUGUUUGCUAUAUUUAGGUCUAGCAUCACAUAUCUUUUGGAUCAGUAAUUUAAAGAACUUGAGUUUUGUCUUUCAAUCCAAAGUGGAUUAGUUUUUCCCCAUUAUUCCAAUUUCAGUUUUAAAAUGAUUUCGCUAGCAUUACUGAUUCAUAUUCAUGGCCAGAAAUAUUAUUUUCUUUCUUACUUAUUGUAGCUUUUGAAAAAUUAUUUAAAUUGUCCCCUAUUUGCGAACCGGAUCAGAUAUACUCCAGUAUCGCCAUUGAUUUAUUUAACACAACAAGGUUAGAUGUCGUGUUUGAAUUAGAGAACUGGGUUAGGUUUUCUAUUUGACCCUUUGUGUUUACAAGAGCAUGGCAAGCUAGCAAUAGCUGAUGCUAACUACAUAGCUGGCAAAAGGGUUGAUAUUAUCUCAAGUAAACAAGUGUUUUCUUUCGUGUGAACUGUAAGUAGAAACACAACCCACUCACAUUCACAUAGUUAUGCAGCACAAUUUUACCUUGUGACAUUUUCUUUUUAAUUUCAUUCCUCUGAAAGAGAUUUAGUGAUGCUAAGGUUUACCCGAUAACCACAUUAUGGUUCCUUUUUGUCUCUUUCCUUUCAGAAACGUUUAGCUGCCCAGCCAGGAAAUAUAUUCAGGAGCAGAUUGUCGUUAAAAUGAGAUAAAUUGUUUUAACGAGACAAGUGUUAUAUCUCGUUAAAAUGACAGAAUUUCUCGUUUUAAUGAGAUAUAAAAAUGCAUUCCUCUUAUUACGACUUGUUGAAAAGGCAUAAAGAAGCUCCCACUGACUUUCCAUUUUCUCACUCAGUUUUUUCUAUUAGCACUCAAACAUCCUGCAAUGUGUUGCCAUAUUACUGUUAUGGCUGCACUCAUUUAAAUGAGAAUAUAUUUAGGUUUUAAUUGAAUAUAAAUCUCAUUUUGAGUUGUACAUUUCAACCAAACCAAGUUUCACGUUGUAACAAAAUGCUAAAUUUAUUCCCUAGCUCUGACAGUUAAACUAUUCUAUAUUUUCUUACACAACUAUUUUUGACAGAGUUUGGUUUAAAUUACGAGAUUCUUGCACCAGCAUCAUAGAAUCCAACAUUUGAUUUAAAGAAAAGGACCUUCAGUUUUAAGUGUGCAUAACAAUUUUACGAUUUUAAAAAUUAUAUUUUUCAAAAUCUGAAUGUUGAACUUAUGGAACAAGCGACGUGUAAGGUAAAAGGUUAUCUUGCAUGAUAAAACUUGCUGUUACGAACUAAGUAUUUCACAGGACCUACCAACAUUACAAUAAGUAUUCAGUAUAAUUGAAGAAUAAUGAGGAUUAAAAUAAACUGGAAAGUUCCUAACAAAUGAAACGGAACAAUAAACCAACUGUAAAGACCAGAGUUUAUCAUAUGCAAAUUAUGAUGUGAUAUUUCACCAGCAGACUGACUUUUAUGGUUUCUAGUAAUCACAUUUGAGGUGCGUAACAUGACAUAACUUGCUAUGAUUCUCUUCCAAAAAUUGGAUAAUUACCAGCCGACUGAACUUCAGAUAAGAGCGAUGCGAAUUUUUUAGAUCAAAACUAUAUUUUGUAACAGUUUGACAUUUCCUAGUCUAUCUGUGAUGGUGUGAGCCGUCAGACUGAAUACUAAUGCUACAUAACUUCAUGCAACACUCUGUGUAUACAGGCAAACACACACAACCAGCAGAAGAAAGAGGAGAAGUAAAGUCAAGAGCUAAAAAGAAAAGACAGGCAAUAUUAGAGGGUUUUGGUACUGUAACAUUGGUGUAUUUUAAUUAAAGCAUAUCACAGACACUUUAUGAAGACCUCAGGACAUUGUAUCAAUGGGUAAAAAGGGGCCGAUCAAGACUGGAUGGUAAACAAAAGCUGGUUUGCAUUAAGGUUUCUGUCUCAUGUAAAUCCAUUGUGUGGGCUUAGGUACUCUAAACUGACCCGGAGAUUGAGGCAUGAAAGUAUAAAGUUAAGCAAGAAUAACACAGGACUAUCCGAAGACUCCAAUAAAAGCAGCUGCUUGCAGGUCCAUUCCGUGCACAUCCAAUAGGUUGCACAUUGUGCUCAAGGCCUUACUGCUUUCUCCUUAAUCAAAUGUGACAAAUUCUCAGUCAGUUUAGAUUCAGAACUGCCGCUUUCAUGGCACCAAAUAUCUCAUCAGUUCACAGUGACUAAGCCCGUUGAGAUACUGUUUUAAAAGAUUAAAAGUCUUCACCCCAGACUGUCGAUAGUCCACUAAUACAGUCAACCCACCACUGUCAAGAAAGCAUGCGUUGUCACAAAUAACUUAAAUAGAAACUAUCUCGAAAAUGUUGACGUUAAAUGUUAAUGUUAGAUUCUCUUUUGUUCACUGUCCUUCUGCCUAGAUGUUAUCUGUGUGUUGAAACACAAGCAUUGACUCUUUUUUGCAUUGACGGUCUGAAGUAUUUGUGCCUAAAACUAUCGCCAUGUUCCAUCUUUUUCGUUGCGGGCAUGAGCCCCGCCGCACACUAGCGUCACUUCUGCACACGGCUGCGCGUUCACUCUUACUAUACUCUGUGUGUGUGUGUGUGUGUUCUGUGUCUCAGUGUUUUUAGACAAGAAAGGAAAUGACAAUAACGAUGGCCAAAUGUCUCAACGUGUGCAGCUGGUGUCUUCACUUACGGUGAAAACUGGUGGAGGCGGGUCUUUUUUUUAAAAUUAAUCUAUUUUCUAAAACCCAAAUAGAAACGUCAUGAGGUAAUGUACAGAUAAAAGAAGAAGUGCAAUCUUUAGACUUGCAGAUGUAUCACAGACUUGAGACAUUGUAUAAAUUUGGAGCACCUUUAUACCUUUCUUUGUAGCUAGCCACUGAUGUAAAAGGUUGAGUACCGAUGCAUGAGAAGAAACUGGCCAAAGCAAAACAUUCAAAGUCUUUGUCUUUGUUUUUAAAUUGCACUUUCUGACUUACUAAUGAGGAGAUAGGGAUUCUUUCAGCGAGGUUAGGCGCUGGAUGAGAUGGAAAAGGGAGCGGUAUCCCUGAGAAUUUGUGCUGCCCUCAUCUUGUUUGAGUUUCUAAAAGGGAGCGGGUGGGGAGGUGUUCUAUUUGCAACGGAGAGCGCUUAAUCGCGAAUAUGCCAUAGUGUAUAGGAACUAGUACACAGUCGAGAUGGAUUGCAGCACUGUUGGUUUGUGCUGUUUUUGAUACUUGCCUUUGGAGGGAGAGCUUCCCGACUAUGUGCUUUUUUUUCUUUUUUUUUUCUUCACUAAACAAAUCGCUACUAACUAGCAUACCGGAACGGGCAUUAUCAGUGAC
Molecule: messenger RNA, 7593 nt
Organism: Poecilia latipinna (sailfin molly)
Lineage: Eukaryota; Metazoa; Chordata; Actinopteri; Cyprinodontiformes; Poeciliidae
Gene: hcn1
Product: hyperpolarization activated cyclic nucleotide-gated potassium channel 1
Exons: 8
Coding region: 356-3139 (927 amino acids)
Biological process (GO): regulation of membrane depolarization; sodium ion transmembrane transport; potassium ion transmembrane transport
Cellular component (GO): dendrite; membrane; axon
Molecular function (GO): voltage-gated potassium channel activity
Source: RefSeq, a predicted model, not a curated record